AUAAGAAUUCAAUGAACGCUUCGUCUUGGCCGAGCCUUUUGUAUUCAUCAUUGUUCACUGUCUGCUCCUCCGUAAUCUCAUCGCCAUUAAUGCAAGUGUAGCGCACGUGCCUUUAAAUUGCCUGGACCUUUAUAUUUGAUAGUGCAUUAAUAAUCUUAUCCGGGAAGAGGGAAUUCAAUUUCAGUUAUACGGUUCCACAGAAGGAAGCAUGGCGUUUCUCCGUCUCCCUUCGUCUCAUACUCUUAGAACCACCUUUCAUCCUGGAUUCACGGUACCUGUUAAGGCCUCGUCUCUUCGCUUCCGGCCAAACUUUCAAGUCCAAAAUAUAACCAAAAUCAGCAAUUGGGCUGUCGAUGUUCGAUCCAAAUUUUUGAAUUUGCUGCUUUCUGGGGCUCUCGCACUAGGUUUCUCUCUCUCAGGGGUUGAAUUUGCUGAGGCAAAAGUUGGGGUUAACAAGCCAGAAUUGCUUCCUAAAGAGUUUACUACUGUUAUAGAUGUGGCUGGGUUCCUUUCUGAUGGACAGGAGAAGAGACUUGUGCAGGAGAUUUCAGACAUUGAGAAGGAUACUGGAUUCAAAUUAAGAGUUUUAGCUCAAAAUUACCCUGAAACACCAGGGUUGGCAAUUAGAGAUUUUUGGCAAGUGGAUGAUAGGACCAUUGUCUUCGUUGCAGACCCUACCUUUGGAAAUAUAUUAAACUUCAAUGUUGGGGCUUCCGUUGAUCUAGACAUUCCACGUAGCUUCUGGAGUCGUCUGGCUGGGAAAUAUGGGAACAUGUUUUAUUGGAAGGAGAAGGGGGAGGAUGCAUCUGUUGAAGCUGCUGUGAUGGCAAUAUCCAGUUGCCUGAGAGAACCUGUAGGCCCAAAUAAUUGCUCCGAGGUAAACUAACUAUGGGUCUAACGAGCAAGAUUCUUUUUUGUUCAUGCUGUGUAACAAUUUGUUAGCAUUGUAUAAUACUCUCAAGUGUUGUAUAUACGAGAUGGAAUUUUAUGUAAACAUCAAGCACAAAGCAGUGAACAAUUGUGGAUGUUUGUGGAAGUAACUAGAAAUUAACACAAUGUAUAGUGUCUUAAGAUUACAAGUAUCAUUGUCAAAAUAGAAAAUAGGCCUAACUGUUCUUCUGUCUGUUGAGUGAGAGGCAGCGAAAAGACCAUUUAAAAAUCAAA
This is a messenger RNA of Manihot esculenta (cassava), 1164 nucleotides long. RefSeq names its product thylakoid lumenal 15.0 kDa protein 2, chloroplastic. The record is from RefSeq and is a predicted model, not a curated record. The transcript has 6 exons. The coding region runs from base 209 to 886 and encodes 225 amino acids. Lineage: Eukaryota; Viridiplantae; Streptophyta; Magnoliopsida; Malpighiales; Euphorbiaceae.